Molecule: messenger RNA, 1449 nt
Organism: Ophidiomyces ophidiicola
Lineage: Eukaryota; Fungi; Ascomycota; Eurotiomycetes; Onygenales; Onygenaceae
Exons: 2
Coding region: 1-1449 (482 amino acids)
Source: RefSeq, a predicted model, not a curated record
AUGGCCUCCACCGCACCACCCUCCCUCCCUGCCCAAAACGAGCUUCGUUCAUGGCAGGCCUCGAACGAGGACAAGUAUCGCCAGACCGUCCUCUUCCUACCCGACGACCGGACCGAAGAUGACAUUGACAACCAGCUCUUGGAGGAAGCAAAGGUCUUGGGCGUUUCUGCCUGGGAGGUUUCGCCCAUUCCUCAGGUCGCCGAACAGCUCGACGAGACCGACGACACGAGCUCUACCCCAAGCCAGUAUGCGGUUCCGCCUACAGCCACGACCUCCCCAAGUCGCGUGCUAGCUCUAUCCUCGAUGACCUGGCCGUUGAAAGCCCGCCUUCCGAGCAGCAGGCACUCUAUCACCUCCUUGUCAACAUGUCCCACCACCUAUAGCUGCAGUGAACCAGAGCAUAGGCGAUCAAUCACCGAUUACCGACCAAGCAGACAUUCUUUGAAUCUAGAAGGCUUGGAUAGGGGUUUCAAAAUCGGCCUCAAGCAUGCCAUCGCUCGCAUUCCAAACUUACGGCGACGAAAAGCGGACACCCAGUCCUCCCCUCCUAGACCUGACCCUAGCACAAAAGCCUCGGCAGACGGGAUUCACAUUAUUGGAGAUCAUCAGAAACCGCGAAAAGUGGAUAGCACCACCUGUUUCUCGACGAGCAAAGUUUGCCUGGCCCCAGGCGACGACGAAUCACUGAAGAGGACUUUGGCUUCGCAGGAGUUAAGCGACAUGCGCGCCACACACGAAAUUCAAAUGAAGAGAUACCUAGUAUUUCGAAAAGAGCUUUUAGACUUCAUUGGGCAAAACCAUCGCCUCCUUUCACAAGAGCAAGCACAAAAGCAUGAACAAUCAGAAGAAAUAUUGGUUGCACAGAACCACGAAAAAGCCGCCCGCUUAGAAGAAAGAGACUUAGUAACGGAGUUAGCGCUAAUCGAUGAGUUUAAACGCGAGAAACAUGUUUUACAAAGCCGCAUCCGCCACAUGGAAGCAUAUUUUACCACCCCACGCCCUGAGGAGGACUGCGAUACGGAUACCUUGCAAUAUCCGCGAGAAUAUGGCAAGGAGUACAGAGAUCGUUUAAAACAAAGACAACAUGAGCUUGCGACGAUAGAUUCCCUCCACGAAUCCAAAAUCAAAGUCCUUCGAGAUAAACAAGCAAAGCAGUACGAAGAAAUUCUCAAAAAAUCAGAACAUGCUCUUGACCUUUUAAGAGCGGCGAAUGCUAGUGAACUGUCCAAGCUGGAGAGCUGCUACCUUGAAGAGAAAGAUGCCGCGAUUACCUGGCUAGAAACCAAACGAACUAGACUAAAAUCAAGGUGGCUCCUUGAAGAAAGCAUCAUCCGUAAAAGACUUGAACUGAACACCCAAGAGUCCUACGCCGCCCUACCAGAGCUAGUGUUUGCCGCAAUUCAAGAAGAUAAUCUGAUAUUGGAGAAGCAGCAUAGUAACGAAAAAUAA